This is a messenger RNA of Drosophila eugracilis, 935 nucleotides long. RefSeq lists its product as uncharacterized. Lineage: Eukaryota; Metazoa; Arthropoda; Insecta; Diptera; Drosophilidae. The record is from RefSeq and is a predicted model, not a curated record. The coding region runs from base 307 to 861 and encodes 184 amino acids. The transcript has 4 exons.
AAACCAGAGCUGCAAACACAAACUGAAACCCAAACCAAGCCAAAACGCUCGUGGCUCAAUGUCCAAACCGGCGACUCUCGUGGUCGGGUUAAACCAAUAAAAUCGUUGCGCAGACGCGGCCAUUCAGUUGAAUUUUGGACUCGACAGACUUCGGAUCGAAGCUCUAGCUGGGAUUUGCAGCUGGUUUUGGAUUUGGUUUUGGCUUUUGGGGAACUGGCAACUGCAAACUGGACGUUAUCACCUUAACUUGUUGCAUAAGCGAAGUUUUGUAAUUUACCCUUCUCUACGAAUAAUAAGAAAAGGAAGAUGAGUCUGCAAUAUAUGAAAGUGCAUUUUCUGUUGGUCCUUUUGGCCAUGAUACAUUGCAUCUCUGCCACGCCCAUAGCCCCGGCCACGCCUGACGGCGCUACGCCCAUCGACGCCCGUGUUUCAGCAGCCGAUUUUGGAGCCGAGGAUGCGUUUGCUGCCGCCGAUAGCUCCGUGGAAUCUACGCAAGCUCAAGCCAGUGGAGCCGGGUUCAAGAUCUCCCUGCUGCCGACUCCAGCGAAAACGGCUGAGUCUGUAAAUCUGGAGCAGGAGGCCAUUCCCUCGAAGGUGUUAAGCGUCUACGACAACAGCCAAAAGAAGCUGGCCGAUUUGAGUCAGCCCGUUCCCAUUUUGGAUUCGAUCAGUGAGCACGAAAAGUACGGCAAUAAUGGCGACAUGUUCGACGGCAUCUCGCGGUCCAUUGUCAACGGUUACGAGGCCUUUUCCAACCUGCUCAACACCUUCAUACAGAAGCCAAAAGAGUUGGCCCGCAGCGUUACAAAGGGAAUAACGGCCCAAUUGGAUAUUAUCGGUGGCAAAUUAGUGGGUCUUUAACGUUAAUACGCCGCAGACUAUAACUGUUUUUUGUUUGUAAUUUAAAUAAAUAGUUUAAUUUAUUUGUAACUUAA